AUGGACUCAGUUCCUGUUUGGGCAUCCAACCUAAUGUGCCCACCAGAUAUCUUAGGCAGUUUUGAUCUCGAAGACUCGGAUGUCGAGUUCAUGAAACGGAGUUCAGUGGAUGCCCGCGACAACUUGUGGCCAUAUAACGAGAUGUACGAAGACUGGGACGAAUAUGAUGAAGAUGGGUACGAUGAGGGGCGUGAACUUGUCGAGCGGAUGGCUGCCCGGGAUCAUGCCGUUCGUCUGAGAGCGGGCCCGAAAGAAUUCAUUACCCUCACUGUGGCUUCUUACAAGUCGUCUGGAGACUUUAUAAAGUGGAUGGCGAAACAAGCGAGCAAAGGACGUGAUAUUGCUCCCGUUGCCUUUCAGUAA
Molecule: messenger RNA, 363 nt
Organism: Parascedosporium putredinis
Lineage: Eukaryota; Fungi; Ascomycota; Sordariomycetes; Microascales; Microascaceae
Source: the annotation of a GenBank genome assembly